Messenger RNA from Siniperca chuatsi (mandarin fish), 2359 nucleotides. RefSeq names its product toll-like receptor adaptor molecule 1 (gene ticam1). Gene Ontology annotation, molecular function: protein kinase binding. The record is from RefSeq and is a predicted model, not a curated record. The transcript has 2 exons. Bases 372 to 2192 code for a protein of 606 amino acids. Lineage: Eukaryota; Metazoa; Chordata; Actinopteri; Centrarchiformes; Sinipercidae. Gene Ontology annotation, biological process: response to exogenous dsRNA; positive regulation of cytokine production involved in inflammatory response; positive regulation of natural killer cell activation.
AAUCUGUGACAUCAGCAUUAUGAGGAAAAGUGAUUCAAGCUGGCAGAGGCCUACAACUGCCACAGGUACGGUCACUGAUAAACUUUAUAUCAAAACUUUGACAAGACUCAUCACGCCCAGUGGUGUUUUGUGGUCGAUCUUAAAUGCGCAUGAAGAACUUCCUGUUAAGAGAAAAGAGUUUUGUACUUGUUGAACUGAACUGGAAAGUGACUUCCUUGUUUGAGCUGGAAGCUUACAGAAUGUCAUGGCACGUAGAACUCCAUGCUGAAAUAAGAAUGUCCAUGAAAUUGUGCACCUCAGCUCAAGUUUUUGAAGAAGAAUAUGUUGGAAAACUGCAUGUGAUGUGGGUUGAGUAGCAAGUAAAACUGAAAAUGAGUCACAGAGGACAAGAUAAUCAGGGGACGGGACUGAGAGACAUCUUUGACAUAAUAGUUAACGCACCUCCGGAGCGACUGCUAAGCCUGACAUUCCAGCUGGGCAAGUCUCCUGAAGAAAAUAUCAUACACUUCUUGUGUCUGAUUGUUCUCCAGAGAGAGGCGCUGGCCCUGAACGAACUCCAGACACUGAAGAACAACUACCUCGCUAACUAUCUGGCUGAAAAGUGGCAGAUCAGUGGAGGUAAAUUAGAAGAUUUUGGUUUUCAUUGUGGUCAAUUCCAAGAGUUAACAGGAGAAUCUUUGGCAGUGUUGGCUCGCAUUUUCAAAGUUUUGUCAGAACAGAGGCUGUGUGAUCCACUUUUGAGAAAUCUGGCAUAUAACAGAGCCCUUUCCAGUGACAACCAAAAAACAAGCCAUUGUGAGGAUCUGGAGUAUGAUGAACUCAGAGAGGAAGCUAAAGUUGUGUGUGGGCCUCAGUUUGCAGAGUUGAUGUGCUCCUCCACGGAUCUCAAGUCAGGGUCUUACGAUGAUCCUCAUAGCAGCCUGAAUGAAGGAAACACAACUCUAAAAGUUACUCUGUUAAAGGAUCAGUCAGAGAGAGCUCACAGUCUGCCUAGCCCACUGCAGGUGAGCUCCUCAAUGCCCUCAUACCCUACUCAUCUGGAGAUAAGCAUACCUCCAACGGCCUUGUUUCAAGAGGACAAAAUAACCCCAGAAACAUCAGAUAAAUCCAAACUAAUCGCCCCCGUCCUCCUUGUUGGUGAAUGUGAAGCAAAAAAUGCACCUGGGCAAUCUCAGAGGUUUGAGGAGCCUCAGCCUAACUCCAAUGAACCUUCUAUUUUUAUAGCAAAGAAACACUCAAAGAUGGAUGAAACAUUAGCUGCAGAGAGCAGUAAGUUGGACAGUCUUAUCACUCAGAAUGAGACUCCAAAACAAACCACCAAACCAGCCGCUGAACCAAAAUUUGCACUACCAACUGCAGCAAAAAUUGAUGCAAACAAGAUGCUUCUUGCAAAUGAAAUGUGUGAAAGUAAAGGUGCAGAACAGGAUGAAGAAGAAAUAUUUUAUGCCUUUGUUAUCUUGCACGCGCCAGAGGAUGCAGAUAUGGCUGAGAGCAUGAGGGAUAAACUGGAGAUGGUCAUUGGUAGUGAAGGUGCAACUUUCUCUGGGGACUUUGCUGUCCCUGGAAAGAGCACUCUGAGGUGUAUGGAGGAUGCUAUCAACAACUCAGCCUUUACUCUUCUGCUGCUUACCCGCAACUUCAACACUCGCAUGCUGGAGGUGAAGACAAACUCUGCCCUUGUCAACUCCAUAAACAAGACACACAAGUACAACACUGUUAUCCCUGUGUUGCCACGGGAGAACUGCAUGCCCAAGCCGAGCAUCCCUCUGGUUUUGCAGACAAUAGUUCCACUCGAGGAGAACAAGAGCUUUGAGAGAAUAAUCCAGAAGUUAUUGUCUCCGGCAAAGAUUAAAAGACAGAGGACAUUCUGGACUGCGGAGCAGACAGUGAAAAUGCAGAUGGAGAGACAAGAGAGACUAAAGCAUUUAAACCAGAACCAAAAGCAGUUGAUCAAAGAGUGUAAAACAGCACAGUUGCUGGAGAAAGAGAACCUCAGCCUUUUAAUGGCACAACAACUUCUUCUGGGUGCCAGUGCGCCACCACAACAGGAUGGUUGGUGGCAACACCAACAACCAAAUAUUCGUAUUGAAAAUGCUAAGUACAUUAUGAUUGGUAAUGAUUCUCAAAUGACUGUGGAUAUGGGUGGAGGUACAGACAAAGAUGAUUCAGUUUACAGAGAGGAGGGGCAAUAAACUAAAAUGAUUUUCUGGAGAAAUGUUUUUGUAGAAAAUGAGAAAUAAUCAUGUUUUCUGAACACUAAAAUGUCAGAGCUGUAACAACCACUGGGUAUUCACUGCAGAUUGUUUUACUGUAUUUAAACCUGUUGGUGAAAUAAAAUUCAAUAAAACUGUCAAACGAG